CACCCCUCUCUCGGCGGAGCCCAGAGCCUCACCAUCUCCUGCCACGGAUAGGCAGUGGUCACGGAGACACGGAGCUAGACAAGAGGAACCUACUGAGGAGGGGGAGACGUGCACAGAGCCAUUUUCUUGGAGGAGCCAGUGUGCCGUUGAUGGGAAGAGGAUGCAUUGUGGGCUGCUGGAGGAGCCUGAUAUGGAUUCCACAGGUUGGUCCUCCUGUCCUGCAACACUGCAGACUUGCCUUAUCAGGAUGCAUGGGGAACCACUCUGUUGUGGAUCACUAUAGCCACUGGUCCCCUGGGAAUUUGUGACUUUCUCGACAGCCAGUUUAGAGCCAUUUGUUAGAUUUUAGUUUCUUUAAGAUGUCAACAAAAGAGGCAUUGUGGUUUUGUGCCAUUAAUUCAUGACAAAUAUAUACCAACAAAAAGCUGGUUUAAGGGAUGGUUUGAUUAUGGAAUGACAUUAGGACAUUUAUUUUGUGCCUUAACCUUGAUUAAGGAGCAGUAAUCAAAUUUAAACUAUUAGACUACAUUCAGCAAAUUAAAGCAGGAUUCCUAAACGUUUUCAAUCUCUUUGGGUAAAAAGUAUCUUCCAAGCCUUCGAGGCGCAUGUAGCCUGUCAUGCACCUGCUUCUUGUAAACAACUUCUGGGGGAAAUAAGCGGCCAGUCGCCCGCAGCAGGAUAAAGUCGCACGGCAUGACGCAAGAAGUAGCCUAAAGUAAAUUCGAUUUAAUAUCAAAAACGAAAUGUUUAUGGUAAAUGUAUUGUAUCGCAAAAGUAACGGAGAUCGCCUGCUUCUGAAAAGUGCGCUUUUAAAAAUGUUCAGAUAAGGCGAUUAUAGAAACAUAGCCAUAAUAUGCAGAUGUAGGAUAUAAUUAGUUAUAAUGAAUGUCGCGGCUUUAGCUAUGCGUUUUUCUACUUGUGCUCUCAAUCUAACGUCAUACAUAAUUUUAUUAGGCUAUAGGCUCGCGCAUUUAUUUACUUUACUGAAUAUUAAUCGGGGAGUUUUUCCCACCUGCUGUUUAUGGUAAUUCACUGUCUGGUGGGGAGUUGGUUAACAUGAAAGAGUGUGCCUAUAAAAUUAUCAGAGAUCCGUUUAGCCCGUUGAUCGAAUUUAAUCCAAUUAUUUAGAGCUCUACCUUAUCUGUGCUCAUGGCAAAUGAUUCAAUUACAACCUAAGGAUCAGUGCUACAAUGGAUAAUUAUUUUCACCUCAGUGGACUAACUUCAUCAAUGACUGGGGAAACAUUUUAAAGUAUCAGCUAGUCUAGUGCACAAGACAAUGAAAUAAAUUACACUUCUGCCUAAUAAUGUACUGGUAUUAAUUGUGAUAAUUGGUCUAAUAAUAAUAAUCUAUGAUGGUGAUAUUAUUAUAAAUAAUGAUGAUGAUGACAAUAAUGAUUAUUUUAGUUUAUUAAUCUGAUAAUUCCUUUAAACUUGAUGGACCUGAUGACAGCACGUGUUCUCUGGUCAACUUGUGGAUUGUAAACAAUGUUAGGUAGCCUAAUCAUAAUGUUCUGUUCUUACAAAUAAAAACGAAUGCCUGACCUAAGGCUAUUGAAUAGGAGGGCUUUGCAAAGAUCAUAGUUGAUAAAUUAGGCAUAGACUACACUUUUGCUUUUAUGCAUGAGAUAAAGCAUUCUAGCUUAUUUCUUAGGCUAUUUAUUGUAACAGCGCGUGCCACUCAUCAACCAAAAGGUGUCUAAUAUUCAUUUAUUCUGAUAGUUCAGAGUCUCUAAACUUUUCCAUUUCCAUGACCAAUUCUCUAACCCCUUCUGAUGAGAUGGAACAGGUUGCCUUGCCAACAGUAAAACCUGGUAACUGCUACUAUGGUGAUUGUUGUCGUGCGGGAAACAGGAUCUACAGGACUACGAGAAAUAUUAGAAGGGUUUCUGUCCCAAGAAAGGACACCAGUUGAGCUAUUUCUAAGUAGAAAUUAGAAUGGGACAAAGGCUUCUGUGUCACGAGGCUGCUCUAGCAAUGAGUGCGGGCUCAAUUUGGCAAGUGUGCGCGCUUGUAGUCCCCCCAAGAACAAGGAAUGAUUCCUGCAGUUGUGGUGAAAACAUUUCAAAUAGAAGCACAGCUGCGCUAGGCCCCAACAAUCGAUUGUAGUCGAAUUGCUCUGUCACAUUAGUGACCAAAUGAGUGUGUGUAGGCAGUGAUAUGCAACUGGUUGUGCACUGUUUAGAUAUGAGAUAGACUGAGUUUAUGGCCAUUUAUUUUGCAUUUGGCAAAAUGUGUUUUAAAAUGAAGUUUUAAAAAGGCCACCUGUUGCAGAUGCAGCUUUAGCAAAGUCAACUUUUGAUAAACCUAUCCAAAUUUGAUUGUUAGAUUUAGAUUUAUUUAAGUUACUUUUUUUGUGAACCACAUCUUAAAAUAGGCCCUAUAUUGAUUAGGGCCAAUAGAGUAGGCUAACCAAAUAUUGGACAAAUCUGACCACCCAAUUGUUGCCACAUUUUGAUGGGCCAUAGCCCAAAUGAAUAAAUAAUUAAUCCUCAUGUGGGCCACAGAAAGAAACCUACAAUUGUAAAUUCCUGUAGGCUUUUCCCUGAUCUGUGGGCCAUCUUGCCAUUUUCUAGAGAGCUGGAUUGAAAGAUGCCUCAACGAGAGCGAGAGCAAGCGGUAUUCCAGUCACACGUCCCUGGGGAAUACGUCCAAUGACGAAAGUAAGCAGUGACUGUGUAACGCUAUAAUGUUGUAUUUAUUAUUCCAACUCAUAAAGUAAUGGAUAAAUAUCUCUUGAAAUAAUCUAUUGUCAUGGGCCUAAAUUAAGAGUGCUAUUGAUUAAACUAAAUUGAUAUUUGCUAUAAUAAGGUGCGCAAUAAUAAAAUGCGCAAAAUAUGGCAAAAGUCAGUGCACUUGUAGGAUUGGAAUUUGUGCAAAUAAAGCACACACCUUUAUUUACAAAACGUGUCAAUAACAGAUGUCCCUGAUAAUCCACUGAUUUACAUUAAUCAUAAUAUUGUUGCAGAGUAAAAUAGUUGGAUAAAGAGAGAAAUUAUCACUUUUUUUUUUAGUUUUAGCGUCAACCUUUUAGCCUUGUUCAGUUUAGAUUGAAUUUUUUAUUUUUUAUUCACAGCAAUUGGUUAUUUUUUAUUUUCUUUAUAUUGCUCUGCCUAAGUACUUAAUUGAAGAGGUGUGAUGGUUGAAAAUAGUUGACACAUUCAUUUUUUGUCUGUGAAAGAUGAGGAGAAAGAAAACAACAGGGCAUCUAAACCCCAUUCAACACCAGCUACCCUACAAUGGUAAGUGUUUGUGUAUAUUCACCUCUUUCCUAACCUGUUUAUUAUGUUAUGUACUUUUUUGUGAAAGUCUGUAACUUGGUCCAACAACAUCCAAUCAGAUUUGCAUAAUGUUGCAUUGUCCUAAAGCUGUAAUUCUAGAGAUAUAAUGCUAAUUCAAUGUCUUCAAUGCAUGAACUAUUCAGCACAUUUAUUUUUUAUUAUUUUGGGCAUUUGCAAUUUAGCUUUUUGUUUGUUGAUCAAGUUUACAAGAGCAUUCCCCUAUUUUGUUCUUAUAUUGUUUGCAAAAAUAUGUUUGAGGAUUCUCUGUAUACAGUCUUCUCAUGUAAUGGCCUAUAUCAUUGAAUCAUGUAAAGAUUAAGGACAUAAUUGUAACAUAUUGUAAUGCAUUCAUAGGACCAGAGACCUGUGUAGUUGCACCUGUUAUGUUCAGAAGGGAAUAAUAUGCAUUAGACAAAAUUAAAACAGGAAGCUGGCUAUACAGCGGCUUGCGAAAGUAUUCACCCCCCUUGGCAUGUUUCCUAUUUUGUUGCCUUACAACCUGGAAUUAAAAUUGAUUUUUUGGGGGGUUUGUGUCAUUUGAUUUACACAACAUGUCUACUACUUUGAAGAUGCAAAAUAUUUUUUAUCGUGAAACAAACAAGAAAUAAGACAAAAAAAACAGAAAACUUGAGCGUGCAUAACUAUUCAACCCCCCCAAGGUCAAUACUUUGUAGAGCCACCUUUUGCAGCAAUUACAGCUGCAAGUCUCUUAGGGUAUGUCUCUAUAAGCUUGGCACAUCUAGCCACUGGGCUUUUUGCCCAUUGUUCAAGGCAAAACUGCUCCAGCUCCUUCAAGUUGGAUGGGUUCCGCUGGUGUACAGCAAUCUUGAAGUCAUUAAUUUUUUAAAACAUUUUGAGUCAUUUAGUAGACGCUGUUAUCCAGAGCAACUUACAAUUAGUGAGUGCAUACAUUUUCAUACUGGUCCCCCCGUGGGAAACGAACCCACAACCCUGGCAUUGCAAGCGCCAUGCUCUACCAACUGAGCUACAGGGGACUACACAGAUUCAUACCACAGAUUCUCAAUUGGAUUGAGGUCUGGGCUUUGACUAGGCCAUUCCAAGACAUUUAAGUGUUUCCCCUUAAACCACUUGAGUGUUGCUUUAGCAGUAUGCUUAGGGUCAUUGUCCUGCUGGAAAGUGAACCUCCGUCCCAGUCUCAAAUCUCUGGAAGACUGAAACAGGUUUCCCUCAAUAAUUUCCCUGUAUUUAGCACCAUCCAUCAUUCCUUCAAUUCUGACCAGUUUCCCAUGGUGGUGGCAGCAUGAUGCUGCCACCACCAUGCUUUCACUGUGGGGAUGGUGUUUUUGGGGUGAUGAGAGGUGUUGGGUUUGCGCCAGACAUAGCGUUUUCCUUGAUGGCCAGAAAGCUCAAUUUUAGUCUCAUCUGACCAGAGUACCUUCUUCCAUAUGUUUGGGGAGUCUCCCACAUGGCUUUUGGCGAACACCAAAUGUGUUUGCUUAUUUUAUUCUUCAAGCAAUGGCUUUUUUCUGGCCACUCUUCCGUAAAGCCCAGCUCUGUGGAGUGUACGGCUUAAAGUGGUCCUAUGGACAGAGACUCCAAUCUCCGCUGUGGAGCUUUGUAGCUCCUUCAGGGUUAUCUUUGAUCUCUUUGUUGCCUCUCUGAUUAAUGCCCUCCUUGCCUGUGUGAGUUUUGGUGGACGGCCCUCUCUUGGCAGGUUUGUUGUGGUGCCAUAUUCGUUCAAUUUUUUUAUAAUGGAUUUAAUGGUGCUCCGUGGGAUGUUCAAAGUUUCGGAUAUUUUUUUAUAACCCAACCCUGAUCUGUACUUCUCCACAACUUUGUCCCUGACCUGUUUGGAGCGCUCCUUGGUCUUCAUGGUGCCACUUGCUUGGUGGUGCCCAUUGCUUAGUGGUGUUGCAGACUCUGGGGCCUUUCAGAACAGGUGUAUAUGUACUGAGAUCAUGAGACAGAUCAUGUGACACUUAGAUUGCACACAGGUGGACUUUAUUUAACUAAUUAUAUGACUUCUGAAAGUAAUUGGUUGCACCAGAUCUUAUUUAGGGGCUUCAUAGCAAAGGGGGUGAAUACAAAUGCACGCACCACUUUUAUUUUUUUUAUUUCUAUUUUUUUUCUUGAAACAAGUUAUUUUUUUCAUUUCACUUCACCAAUUUGGACUAUUUUGUGUAUGUCCAUUACAUGAAAUCCAAAUAAAAAUCCAUUUAAAUUACAGGUUGUAAUGCAACAAAAUAGGAAAAAUGCCAAGGGGGAUGAAUACUUUUGCAAGGCACUGUAUCAAGACAUUCUUCUUCUUUUAAUUAUUUGUUGUCUGUAUUUUAUAUUUAAUUCCUUCUGGUGAAAGCACACUGGUGAAAACACUUGAUCAGUCUGUUUGUUGGAGAUGUACUUUUUUGAAGGGUGGUGAAUAUGUGUUUAUCAGUCAUUUUCAUGCCACUGUAGUCGAGGCGGGAUGGUUUGUGUAGUGUUCAAUCAAUCAAAUGUAUUUAUAAAGCCCUUUUUACAUCAGCAGAUGUCACAAAGUGCUUAUACAGAAACCCAGCCUAUAACCCUAAACAGCAAGCAAUGCAGAUGUAGAAGCACGGUGGCUAGGAAAAACUCCCUAGAAAGGCAGGACCCUAGGAAGAAACCUAGAGAGGAACCAGGCUCUGAGGGGUGGCCAGUCCUCUUCUUGCUGUGCCGGAUGGAGAUUAUAUGAGUACAUGGCCAUUAAGGCCAGAUCGUUCUUCAAGAUGUUCAAAUGUUCAUAGUGUUGUUGUCAUAUACAUAGAUUCCUAUUUAGAUAGACAUACCUGGUCUACAUGAAUAUAGAGGAGCGUUUUAGGUCCCCAGGGAUUACACAGUCAUUCACACUUCAACAGCAGUGAGGGAACUUCCCAUUUUCAUCUCACUUCUGAAAUGGCCCUUUUUGUUUUGGUUUAUUGCUUGAGGGAGGUGUUCAUGAGACAUAAUAUUGAGGAUUCUUGUGAAAUGUUCUUAUUUAACACUGCUCUGUAAUAAGACAGAUAAAAUAACAGUCUUUGCUUUAUUUUGCACUUAAAAUACAGGUGUACAUAGUCUCUUGAUACUAAUGAGUAAUUGCAGACAUCGCAGUUCAUUUUAUGUUCAUGAGAUGUUCAAAAUAACUUUUUUAUCAUCCAGAAUUUUGUAUGCUAUAACAUGUAUGCUAUUAAGAGUGCUUCAUCACAACUUUAUAUGCCCCAAUUUAUCGUCUAUUUUCAAUGUAUUAUUGGAGCAACCGAUAAGUGUUUUCUAGUACUUUGAAGCAUGUUGUAAUGCUUAGUUUUGUGAUGUAUUUAUGCUAUACAGUAGAGAUAUUAUGUAGUGAACUGAUGGUUGUAGUUCCGUCUUUCCCAGAUGUUGUAAAAUAAAUCCACGUGUAAUUUCCCAAAGUAGCUCCUAAUUUAGGUUAGAUUGUUCAUCUAAUAUGGUCCACUAGAAAAUAACCUGCUGUUGACUGAAUAAGUAAAGGAGUAAACUGGGUAACACUUUAUUUGGAUGCCGGUAGAUGCCAGACUAGAGAUGUCUUUGAGGUCAGUAAGAAGUCCAUGCUAUUUUGUGGGGAUUGAUUGACAGGUCUGCUUUUCACCUACAGGCUGGAGGAGAACUAUGAGAUUGCAGAAGGGGUUUGUAUCCCCCGCAGUGCUCUCUACAUGCACUACCUGGACUUCUGUGAGAAGCACGACACACAGCCUGUCAACGCCGCCAGCUUUGGGAAGGUAGGACACAGCACUCUGCCCCGUCACUGACCAGUUUAACAGGAAACUUAGGAGGGACUGCUUGGUUGAGCCCAAACUAAUUUUGUGAACAUAAUACUUCACAGAAAGUGCAGUAGGCUAUACCUGCGUAGGAAGGUUACCAUCUAUUAGAACUAUCUUCUUCAUAGACAUUAGUAAAACAUGAAGGGGGGAAAUAAGCAGCAUUGAACAAGUAUGCUUACUGAUUGUGUAUGUAAAUCAGGCUCAUGGCUUGUUACGGUAUAUUUGGAAAGUAAAAUCCACAUGUAGUUAUUGAGAGCCAACGGAACAGUCCACUGAUGGUUCCUCUGAAAACCGCUGGACUGGUUACACAGCUAGAGAAAACAAGCCCCUCUACCCACCUACUCCCAGCCACCCCGAACACCCGGACCCUGACCCCCAGCCCCAUCCUCAUCCCACCCCUGGUCCCCCACCCCCCCAGCUCCUGUCGGAGGAUAUUGAAAAAAAGAAGGGGCCUGGAUUAAUGUGUAAUUAAAGGAAAUUUGGAAGGGUGAGAUGUUGCGGAAUGUUAGAUCAGUGGCUGGAGCAGUGUGGGGUGUCCUUUAGGAAGGCUUCAUUGAUUCGGGACAAAAAAACAAGCGAGGGCCCAGGCUGCCUCCCUGUCUGCUCAUUUAUCAAGCGGGGCCUGACAGAAACUUCACAGCUUGGCCUCUUUUUUCAUCCCGCACAAUGGAAAGCUCCACUGUUUGCUAAAGUUUCUGCACCGGGAGCUGAACCAAGGAGCCAAUAUCAUGGACAAAAAGAAAGAGGGAGAGGGGGAGAAGGAGCGAGGGGGAGAGAUUUUGGAGAGGUUUUUAAUAUAUAAAAAAUAAUACCUCUGAACAUGUAAAAAUGUAUGGUUCCCAAAGCCUUUUUUUUUCCAGUACAGACCUCCCUGAGGUUAAGGCUCUGGGAACUUCACAGCUCUUCACGUCUAGAACAGACCUCAUUGAACAGAUACUGGCCCAAAACAUUUGAGAUACUUUCACUUGAUUCAUUGAUAUGUUCAAUAUGGAUUUUCCUGUCAUUCUUUAUGAGCUGUACAUGAAUAUUAAUAAUUCUGGAUGGGCUAGUUACUUCAGCCGCUAGCUGAGGAAAUUGUGGACUUUUUUCUUGGGUUGUCCUUUUAGUGUAUCACUUCCUUUACAUCUACAGUAUGAUAUCACUGUCAAGAGUGAUACUUCAUUUUUAACAGGUCCUUUACAUGGGGGAUAUACACCUCAAAAAGCAUGAAAAAUCUGACAGAGGAAAAAUAAUUGAUACACUUCUAAUUCUCUGAUUCUAACAGAUUAUUAGACAACAGUUUCCACAACUGACCACAAGAAGACUGGGGACCAGGGGCCAGUCAAAGUAAGUCAAUGUUGUUUUCUACUUUUCUGAUCAAAAUACCUCAAUGCAUAAGCUGUCAUGUCUUUCUUUGUGCACAUUGGUUUUGAUCAUUUUUUCAUUAAUUCAAGAGAAGUAUAAUUGUAUUGUAUGAUGAAAGUUAAAACCUCAACCUUUCAAUGUAAAAAUACUCAGUAUAGGAGAAUGGUAAUUGGAUGGAGAUAGUGGAAAGCGAGAGCCUGCUUUUAAGGAUUCUUCAAGCCAGUACUCUUCACCAUAUGAGGAUGCAACCCCUCAAAAUCAUAUGAUGACAGGCCACGCCCUCACACCCUGAUUAAGGCUCUUUAGUGGAAAUGUUGGUCAUAUAAAUCCACAGCAAGAAAAGAUGACUGCAACUUUCUUUACCAUUUAUACACCUCUUUAACUAUCAACUAUUCCCUAAAGGUACCACUACUAUGGCAUCGCUGUGAAGGAGAGCUCCCAGUACUACGACGUGAUGUACUCCAAGAAGGGGGCGGCGUGGGUGAACGAGACGGGCAAGAAGGAGGUCACCAAGCAGACAGUGGCGUAUUCACCACGCUCCAAACUGGGGACGCUCCUGCCAGACUUUCCAAAUGUCAAAGACCUAAAUCUGCCUGCCAGUCUGCCAGAAGAGAAGGUAAACAGGACUCUAAAACAUCCCAGCCCCACAACCCCCUCCUCUCUCAUCCAACCAACCUUUUGCCCCUCUCGCACCCUCUGGCUCUCUCCUUUUAUCUGGCCCGGACCUUCACUGAGUCUGGGUUUAGAGAAGAAGGACCUUGAGGAUUUAUAUGCUGCUGGCUCCUCACUAACUCUUAAUCUUGUGGGGAGAUAAUAAGAUCCAGUGCCGGACAAAGGACAAGCUCUAGCUGUCCUGCUUUUAAAAGAGGGGGCCAUCAUUUUCAAUGGUUUGUGAGUUGCUGAUCUCUAAAGCCGGUUUUAUGUAACAUAGUUUUGGUGUGGGACCUGUUGCAGGUAUUUAUUGGUGCUGAUGCUUUUGGAAGGGAUUUAUUGUCUUGUUUUUCGUAUCAAUCCCUUUGUGUAUUAUAAUCACUUGAAAACACUAGCUACCGUAUAUAUACUGUACAGUUGAAGCCAGUUCACUGAUUAGAAUGUAUCCCAACUGAAGCAGCAUCCUGGUCAUUCACUAAGAAUGUCACUAAGAAACAGGAUGUCCCUUUGAUAAGUAGCAAUGUGAUACAGACUUGGAACUCCGUUACUGCCAUGCAGUUACAGUGCUUUCGGAAAGUAUUCAGACCCCUUUACUUUUUCCACAUUUUGUUACGUUACAGACUUAUUCUAAAAUGGAUUAAAUAAAAAAUUUCCCUCAUCGAUCUACACACAAUACCCCAUAAUGACAAAGCGAAAACAGGUUUUUAGACAUUUUUGCAAAUUCAUAAAAAAUUAAGAACAGAAAUACAUUAUUUACAUAAGUAUUCAGACCCUUUGCUAUGAGACUCGAAAUUGAGCUCAGGUGCAUCCUGUUUCUAUUAAUCAUCCUUGAGAUGUUUCUACAACUUGAUUGGAGUCCUCCUGUGGUAAAGUCAAUUCAUUGGACAUUAUUUGGAAAGGCACACACCUGUCUAUAUAAGGUCCCACAGUUGAUAGUGCAUGUCAGAAGAAAAACCAAGCCAUGAGGUCGAAGGAAUUGUCCGUAGAGCUCCGAGACAGGAUUGUGUCAAGGCACAGAUCUGGGGAAGGGUACAAAAAAAUGUCUGCAGCAUUGAAGGUCCCCAAGAACACAGUGGCCUCCAUCAUUCUUACAUUGAAGAAGUUUGGAACCACCAAGACUCUUCCUAGAGCUGGCCCCUUGACCAAACUGAGCAAUCGGGGGAGAAGGGCCUUGAUCAGGGAGGUGACCAAAAACCUGAUGGUCACUCUGACAGAGCUCCAGAGUUCCUCUGUGGAGAUGGGAGAACCUGCCAGAAGGAUAACCACCUCUGCAGCACGCCACCAAUCAGGCCUUGAUGAUAGAGUGGCCAGAUGGAAGCAACUCCUCAGUAAAAAAGGCAUAUGACAGCCCGCUUGGAGUUUGCCAAAAGGCACAUAAAGCACUCUCAGACCAUGAGAAACAAGAUUCUCAGGUCUGAUGAAACCAAGAUUGAACUCUUUGGCCUGAAUGCCAAGCGUCAGACAGGGGCGAAGGUUCACCUUCCAACACGACAACGACCCUAAGCACACAGCCAAGAGAACGCAGGAGUGGCUUCGGGACAAGUCUCUGAAUGUCCUUGAGUGGCCCAGCCAGAGCCCGGACUUGAACCUCGAUUGAACAUCUCUUGAGAGACCUGAAAAUAGCUGUGCAGUGACGCUCCCCAUCUAACCUGACAGAGCUUGAGAGGAUCUGCAGAAAAGAAUGGGAGAAACUCCCCAAAUACAGGUGUGCCAAGCUUGUAGCGUCAUACUCAAGAAGACUCGAGACUGUAAUCGCUGCCAAAAGUGCUUCACCAAAGUAAACGGUCUGAAUACUUAUGUAAAUGUGAUUUCAGUUUUUUAUUUAAAAUAAUUUGCAAAAAUGUCAAAUUAACUGUUUUUGCUUUGUCAUUAUGGGGUAUUGUGUGUAGAUUGAUGAGGGAAAAAAACAAUUUAAUCCAUUUUAGAAUAAGGCUGUUACUUAACAAAAUGUGGAAAAAGUCAAGGGAUUUGAAUACUCAGUGUUCGUUACAUUUUCCCACAGGUGUCAACGUUCAUCAUGAUGUACAGAACUCACUGCCAGAGGAUACUGGAUACAGUAAUACGCGCAAACUUUGACGAGGCAAGCCACUUAUAUAUCUGUCGAUCUUAUGCCCCUUUAUUUACCAGCCCCAGUAAAUGUAACAGGACUUUGUGGUUAUUUUUUUUGUGGACUUUUUUAACUCUCUUGUUGAAAUUGGUAACAGAAAAGAUUAUGAGCUAAAUGUUCUUGGACUUCCAAAUUAAAACCUCCCAUUUUCAUGAGAUACAGUUUAGUUUGAACCUAAUCUCAGAACCCUUAACCAAAUGUGUUAUGUUACCAGUCUGUCACAAAAAACGACUUCUAACCUGAAUUAAUCUCAUGAGAAAUAUUGUUUUAGUCUCUCUAGUCUCUUUAGUUGUAUUGUAUGUGACAUUAAGACAAUAACCCUCCUCUCUUGGGUGUCUCCAGGUCCAGAGCUUCCUGCUGCACUUUUGGCAGGGCAUGCCCCCCCACAUGCUCCCUGUCCUGGGCUCCUCCACUGUGGUCAACAUCGUUGGCGUCUGUGACUCCAUCCUCUACAAGGCAAUCUCUGGGGUUCUCAUGCCCACUGUCCUUCAAGCACUGCCUGAUAGGUGAGUGCAUGUGUUGUGUACUGUAGCUCCUAUCCACUCCCCAGCGAUCACUAAUGCCACAAUCCUGUGUUUCAGCCCAACAUCUACAAUUCAUGGACACAGUUAUGAAUGCAAAGACUGACAGUCCAUGAGAGCCACAUAAUUGUUUUAAACAUACUUUGACGUGUGAAUUGUUUGUUUAAAAAGACUGACAUGGCAAACUUGCCAUUUCGAGAGCUUCCCACUGGGCACACACUGGUUGAAUCAACGUUGUUUCCACGUAAUUUCAAUAAAAUUAAGUUGACCCAACGUGGAAUAGAAGUUGAAUUGACAUCUGUGCCCAGUGGGCAUAAGGUUCUAUGAUUCUGAGAUAUUUGGCUUUAAAGUUCCGAACCCUCAUUGGUUUGAAUGGUGUCAGCAAUUUUUUUCUUAUUUUUAACUUAACGACAUUGGGGUAUUUAGAGUAUAUAUGGGUAGAGAACAUUGAACAGAACAAGACUAUGUCAAUAACUCAUUUUUAGCAAAAAUACAGAUAGAACCUUAUAGUCCCAAGCUCUUGAUUUGCCUCAGUUAUUUGUGAUGUAAUUUAGGUGUACUCUACAUGUGUUGAUCCAGUUUGACCCAGGUGAUCCGGAAGUUUGCCAAACAGCUGGAUGAGUGGCUUAAAAUAGCACUUCACGACCUGCCUGAAAACCUGAGGAAUAUCAAAUUCGAAUGUAGGUGUCUGCAUUGAAAAAUAAAAUCGUUACAGAUUUUAGAAAAUAGGUUCCGAUAGCUAAAUGGUAUUCUGUAUAAACCAUAACAGUUAAUAUUUCCUCUCCCUUUUAUCCACAGUAUCUAGAAGAUUUUCUCAGGUUCUCAAGCGGCAGACAUCUUUGAACCAUCUAUGUCAGGUAGCUACAUCACUGUAUCAAUGUAAUGAAGUCAAUAUGAAGAUAUGACUGAUAAAGGUAUAUGCAGUGUGUAUCACUAUCUAAUAAUGUACUAUCUGAUAAUGUGUGUGUUGAUGUGUCUCCGGAAAGGCAUCGCGGACGGUGAUCCACAGUGCAGACAUCACCUUUCAGAUGAUGGAGGACUGGAGGAACGUGGACCUGAACAGCAUCACCAAGCAGACACUUUACACCAUGGAGGACACACGGGAGGAGCACCGGCGGCUCAUCAUCCACUGUAAGGGCAAGACAAGCACACGCGUAGGGACGCAGACACAAAUGCACACACAUACACAAUCCCUGUAGCAGCAUUCAUAUUAAGUUACGUUUAGUCAAGAAGCCUAGAAUCCCCAUUCUAAACAAUCCUAUUGUGCUCCAAUACACUUUACUUAAAUUCCUUGCUCUCCUUCAUAGCAUUGUAGGAGAGAAAUGCACUUCACUCCCACACUCUCACACACACAGCCGCCAAUAACACACAGUAGAUGUCAGCCAUUGGACAAUCAUUCCCACGGCCAGGAAAGUCAAGCCUUAAUGAUGGAGGCUGAAAGGUUAAGCAAGUUGACUCUGCUCUGAAACACCCCGUGGAGCAUCUCAAAUUCAUUUCAGCGUCAACCCCCUGAAAUGGCCGUGAUAGGGUCACAGGUCACAGAUUGGCUGGUGUUGUUGCAUAAAGAAGCUAUUUCAAUGUCCCACUCUCAUUCUGUUCUGUUAGACAGAGAGAAAUGAUGCACUAUAACAACAAGUAAGAAACAUAGCCACAUACAAGACAUACUGUAUAGGCUGCUGGUUUUGGUAGUUUGAUUGAUUUAAGUAAUGGUAAUUUAGGUCCACACACUACAACUUUUCCACCUCUUCAUUUGAUCCAAAUUGCUAUCUGUCAAGACUCUCAUCUGGGUAGACAAGUAUGGGACAUCCUCCACCAGUUACAAAUGUAUGUGCCCUGAAUGAUGACAUAGGCUAUGUGUUGACAAACUGUGGCUAAAUGCAGGUCUCGUCUCCUUCCCCUCUCAGUGUACCAGGAGUUUGACCAUCUGCUGGAGGAGCAGUCUCCUAUAGAGGCCUACAUAGAGUGGCUGGACUCCAUGGUGGACCGCUGUGUUGUCAAGGUCAGUUAAAGAACUCAUUACUUCAUUUUACCACAAAAACAUAUUUUUUUUAUGCCCUGUUAAGAUCUAGGAUGUAUCAUCAGAAAACUUCCAGAAAUCCUCUUGAGGCAUGUGCUUUCUACCAUCGCUACAGGUGUAUACUGUUCGUAAGUGGAAACUAUAGAAAUAACCUCUUAAAUUGUCCCCUAGAAAUGUCCACACUGACGUAUGUGUUACAUUUACCAAGGCCAUUCUGGACGACGAUGUGUUAUUUUAUUGUUGAAGUAUAUUUAUACAGCAAAUCAGUAAGGAUUAUGGCCCUUUAAAAAUAAACGAUGCAUUUGAAUGACAUCCGUUUCUCCAUGACUUGCUGACGCAGAGCCACUCGCGCUGCCAUCCUCCUAGUUAAUGAUGUCUUCAUGGCUCCCAUUUGCGCCAUUAUGCUCCAGAUAUGGGCUUGUAAAAUGUUGUUGCCCUGGCAACGUCCUGGACUCCCCAGACAAUGGUUCAAUGGGAAGGCUUGUCCCCAGGGGCAAAUUAAAUAGUUGACUUGUUGACGUGUUUUUCAUUCCUGAGGGUUAAGCCCCAAUACGAACCCAGGGGUUAAUUCUCUCCCUCCCCAACCCUUCCCCUUCUUUUCUCAUGGAAAUGUCCCCUUAAGGUGGCAGGGAAGAGGCCUGGGUGCCUGAAGAAGGUGGCCCAGCAGUUCCUGCUCAUGUGGUCGUGCUUCGGGACACGAGUCAUCCGGGAUAUGACCCUCCACAGUGCGCCUAGCUUCGGUGAGUGGUUGGAUCUAACAUUGGGCUGGGGCAUGUAUCAGCCGACACAGGAAAUACGUUUGCUUUAGUGGGGUUAUGUAACGUUAUUGGAGCAUAUUGCUGGUGUCACUAGUGUCAGACAGAAGUUGACUAGAAUAGACUUUGAAGAACACUAACAGAUUACCCAGGGCAUUGCCCCAUAACUUGCUGAACUGAGAUGUGAAUAUACUACUAUGCACAUAGGUCCAAAAGUAGUUUAAGCCCCUCACCCCAUUUUUGGGAAAUUAUAAUAAGAAAAGUUAUGCACAGACUCGGCAGAGAAUCCCCUUCGAUUGUUCUCCCAAUCCAAAACGGGGAAAGUGUGGUCGUAAGAUGGCUGCCUUGCUGGCAUGGCCCCCCUAGCCUUUACUUUACUAUCUAGCGGUGCAUGACCAAGGCACCGAAAGAUAUAGGGGCCAUGCCAAAAAUGGCUUCCCUCUCCUCUCCUCUCCUCUCCUCUCCUCUCCUCUCCUCUCCUCUCCUCUCCUCUCCUCUCCUCUCCUCUCCUCUCCUCUCCUCUCCUCUCCUCUCCUCUCCUCUCCUCUCCUCUCCCUCCCCUUCAGGCCUGUCUGUGAAUAUCAAAGCCACAGCUGGUUGCAGUGUUUUGAUAAAGCAGCUCUCUGUGCAAAAACAGCUAAUUAACAAUGGCUACCCCAUCCUCCCUUCCCCAAUCUGUUUGCCUAUCUUUUCCAUUUUAUGACCAGGCAGGAUUGCACUGCUCCGUUCCCUGAAUAGCCACUGGUGUUUAUUAUGCGCACGAUGGCUGGAGUGACCAGCACAAUGUCACGAUUGUGUCACACUCCUUUCCUUCCCCAGCGACAGUCUCAGUCAUCUCCCAUACCAGACCCAGGGGUCAGUCGUCAUAUUGGGGGCAGUGACUUUGUACCCGGAAACAAGAAACAGCCCCCCUGUCUCUUUUGAUGACAAUGACUGCCCAGUCGUUCUUCUCCUUCACACUGCCUGUUCAGUUGAGUGUGCUGCUAUGAUGCAGUCAAUGGUGUACUGCAGUUUUGCGAAGCCUGCCCGAAAGGUCAGAGCAAAGGUGUGUUCAGCAGUAGUUAUAUCAGAUGAACCAUGACUAUAAUACAGUAUAUACAUAUAAAGUGGGUAAAACAGUGACCAGUGUUCAAUGACUCUAUGUACAUAGGGCAAAGCAGCCUCUAAGGUGCAGGGUAGAGUACCGGGUGGUAGCCGGCUAGUAACAGUGACUAAAGUUCAGGGCAGUGUACUGGGCGGAGUAACUUGAAUCUCCCCUCUCUCUCUCUCUAUCUGUCUGUGUGUAGGCUCAUUCCACCUGAUCCACCUGAUGUUUGAUGACUAUGUGCUGUACCUGCUGGAGUCCCUGCACUGCCAGGAGAGGGCCAACGAGCUCAUGAGGUCCAUGAAGGCAGAGGGCAACACAGGUCAGACCACCACCCUGUCAACAACUACUACUGGAACUGCUUCCAAUACUGCUACUACUGCUACUACAGCACUGCAUUGCCACUGCAACUAUUAGUAUUACUACAAUCACAACAACUACAAUUACUAGUACUACUACUACUACUACUACUACUACUACUACUACUGAUAAUAAUAUUACUAAUACUUCUGUAUAGGACUUUGGAAUUACCUAUCAUACUACCAAUCAGUAUUGCUGCUGCUGCUGCUACUAAAACAACAACAAAAAUAACUAAAUGUAUUUUGACAAUACUGAAAUUGAAUGCUGUAUAAGGUACAUUGACUCUUGAGUACAUAAGAACCUCAUGUCUCUCUAAUAGUUUAUUGACCUCUGACCCCUUCUUAUAGCUGAGCAAGAAGAAGAGAUGAUGCUGACGGAGACCACGCCCACCUCCACGUCCCCAGGGCCCUUCUCGCCGGCCAAGUCUGUCACCUCAGUGGGGGUCCCAGCCGCCAGCUCCCCCACUGCUGCCCAGUCCCCAGAGUACACAGGGGCCACAACCACCACAGGUGAGAGAGACAGACAGCAACACUGGGGGCCUGGGGAGUGAAUCUGUAAGUGGGGAGAGUUGCUUGGAUAUUGAGCUAAUACUAGACUGGAGCUACAAUACUAUAGAAGCAAUCCCACUUGUCUGUGGUCAUGUUCUGUAGGUAAUGUUACGAUCAUGUCCAACAAAGUACAUAAUGUAAGAUACAUUAAUUAAUACAUAACAGUUGAAUUAAAUGAUUUAUUAGAAUGGGCCUAUCUGCCUGUGCUCAUGCAUUGGGUUGGUUUCUAAGGGUCACGGCAAGGUAGAUUCCUCUGUGCCAAUCCCUUUGUCUCUGUGUGUGUAUGUGUUACCUGUGUGUGCCAGGAGCUGUUCAGUCAUAUACCUGGUCCCUUACGUACACAGUGACAACGUCAGGCGGCACCCCUUCUGAGGGCGGACAGCAGCAGCCUUGCAUGCGCAGUGGUGCCCCAGUGCCCCCUCCCUCCUCUGCCCAUCGACUGCCAGUCUACGCACACAGGGAUGAACACGGGUGAGCUGUCAUAUAGGGAUUAUGAGCUGUCAUAGAGGGGUUAUGAGCUCUCAUAGAGGGGUUAUGUCAUAGAGGGGUUAUGAGCUCUCAUAGAGGGGUUAUGAGCUGUCAUAGAGGGGUUAUGAACUCUCAUAGAGGGGUUAUGAGCUCUCAUAGGGGGGUAGUGAGCUCUCAAAGGGGGGUUAUAAGGUCUCAUAGGGGGGUUAUGAGCUGUCAUAGAGGGGUUAUAAGCUCUUAUAGAGGGAUUAUGAGAGCUCUCAGAGGGGUUAUGAGCUCUCAUAGGGUGGUUAUAAGGUCUUAUAGGGGCGUUAUGAGCUGUCAUAGAGGGGUUAUGAGCUCUCAUAGAGGGGUUAUUUGAUUUCUUACAAAACAAUUGAUGGAAAACAUUUGAAGUACUACAUUGAAUACAUGAUGUUGACCUGUUUUUGUGCGUGCUCUCCAGGUUCACUGGGAGCUAUAACUACGGAAGCUACUCAAACCAGCACCCCCACUCCAUCCAGAGCCAGUACCCCAGUCUGGCCCAUGAACCGGGUAUCCCUGCCCCCCUCCACUAUCCCGCCUACCACCGCACCUCUGCACAGGUCAGUCCCAACAAAUCAGGCCAUAGCACCUACAUUCACCUGAGAAUCUGCUAACGGUUUAUACAGGAUGGAAUCACAGUGGAGAAAAUUCAGUAACUUUAUACUACGCACAUCUAGUCGAAAAGUGUUAGCUUACAUUAGCUUUAUAUUAGUCUCUCAGCGCACACACAACAUUUGGUUCUGGGUGCCGAGAUUGGCUUUAUAUUUGCUCAACCCUUUUAGACCCUUUGUCAUCCAACAUAUCAAAUAAAAUAAAAUUAUUUGCCACAUGCGCUGAAUACAACAGGUGUAGACCUUACAGUCAAAUGCUUACUUACAAGCCCUUAACCAACAAUGCAGUUAAGAAAAAGAAGUGUAAAGUAAAAAAAAUAGAUAAGUUUAAAAAAAUUAAUUACAAAAAUAAUCAAUGAACAGCAGUAAAAUAAGAUAACAGUAGGGAGGCUUUAUACAGGGGAUACCGGUACAGAGUCAAUGUGCGGAGGCACCGGUUAGUCGAGGUAAUUUAGGUAAUAUGUACAUGUGUAUAGAGUUAAAGUGACUAUGCAUAGAUAAUAAACAGAGUAGCAGCAGCAUGCAAAUAGUCAGGGUAGCCAUGAUUCGCUGUUCAGGAGUCUUAUGGCUUGGGGGUAGAAGCUGUUAAGAAGCCUUUUGGACCUAGACUUGGCGCUCCGGUACUGCUUUCCGUGCGAUAGCAGAGAGAACACUCUAUGACUAGUGUGGCUGGAGUCUUUGACAAUUUUUAGGACCUUCCUCUGACACCGCCUGGUAUAGAGGUCCUGGAUGGCAGGAAGCUUGGCUCCAGUGAUGUACUGGGCUGUACGCACUACCCUCUGUAGUGCCUUGUGGUCGGAGGCUGAGCAGUUGCCAUACCAGGCGGUGAUGCAACCAGUCAGGAUGCUCUCAAUGGUGCAGCUGUAGAACUUUUUGAGGAUCUGAGGACCCAUGCCAAAUCUUUUCAGUCUCCUGAGGGGGAAUAGGCUUUGUCGUGCCCUCUUCACGACUGUCUUGGUGUGUUUGGACCAUGAUAGUUUGUUGGUGAUUUGGACACCAAGGAACUUGAAGCUCUCAACCUGUUCCACUACAGCCCCAUCGAUGAGAAUGGGGGCGUGCUCAGUCCUCUUUUUUUUCCUGUAGUCCACAAUCAUCUCCUUUGUCUUGAUCACGUUGAGGGAGAGGUUGUUAUCCUGGCACCACACGGCCAGGUCUCUGACCUCCUCCCUAUAGGCUGUCUCAUCGUUGUCGGUGAUCAGGCCUACCACUGUUGUGUCGUCGGCAAACUUAAUGAUGGUGUUGGAGUCGUGCCUGGCCAUGCAGUCAUGGGUGAACAGGGAGUACAGGAGGGGACUGAGCAUGCACCCCUGAGGGGCCCCCGUGUUGAGGAUCAGUGUGGCAGAUUUGUUGUUACCUACCCUUACCACCUGGGGCCGGCCCGUCAGGAAGUCCAGGAUCCAGUUGCAGAGGGAGGUGUUUAGUCCCAGGGUCCUUAGCUUAGUGAUGAGCUUUGAGGGCACUAUGGUGUUGCACGCUGAGCUGUAGUCAAUGAAUAGCAUUCUCACGUAGGUGUUCCUCUUGUCCAGCUGGGAAAGGGCAGUGUGGAGUGCAAUAGAGAUUGCAUCAUCUGUGGUUCUGUUGGGGCGGUAUGUAAAUUGGAGUGGGUCUAGGGUUUCUGGGAUAAUGGUGUUGAUGUGAGCCAUGACCAGCCUUUCAAAGCACUUCAUGGCUACAGACGUGAAUGCUACGGGUCGGUAGUCAUUUAGGCAGUUUAUCUUAGUGUUCUUGGGCACAGGGACUAUGGUGGAUCUGCUUGAAACAUGUUGGUAUUACAGAAUCAGUCAGGGACAUGUUGAAAAUGUCAGUGAAGACACUUGCCAGUUGGUCAGCACAUGCUCGGAGUACACGUCCUGGUAAUCCGUCUUGCCCUGCGGCCUUGUGAAUGUUGACCCGGCUUAAAAGUCUUACUCACAUCGGCUACGGAGACCGUGAUCACAUAGUCAUCCGUAACAGCUGAUGCUCUCAUGCAUGCUUCAGUGUUGCUUGCCUCGAAGGGAGCAUAGAAGUGAUUUAGCUCGUCUGGUAGGCUCGUGUCACUGUGCAGCUCGCGGCUGUGCUUCCCUUUGUAGUCUGUAAUAGUUUGCAAGCCCUGCCACAUCCAACGAGCGUCGGACCCGGUGUAGUAUGAUUCAAUCUUAGUCCUGUAUUGACUCUUUGCCUGUUUGAUGGUUCGUCGGAGGGCAUAACGGGAUUUCUUAUAAGCGUCUGGGUUAGAGUCCCGCUCCUUGAAAGCGGCAGCUCUACCCUUUAGCUCAGUGCGGAUGUUGCCUGUAAUCCAUGGCUUCUGGUUGGGGUAUGUAUGUACGGUCACUGUGGGGACGACGUCAUCGAUGCACUUAUUGAUGAAGCCAGUGACUGAUGUGGUGCUACUCCUCAAUGCUAUCGGAAGAAUCACGGAACAUAUUCCAGUCUGUGCUAGCAAAACAGUCCUGUAGCUUAGCAUCUGUGUCAUCUGACCACUUUUUUAUUGACCGAGUCACUGGUGCUUCCUGCUUUAGUUUUUGCUUAUAAGCAGGAAUCAGGAGGUUAGAGUUAUGGUCAGAUUUGCUAAAUGGAGGGCGAGGGAGAGCUUUGUAUGCGUCUCUGUGUGUGGAGUAAAGGUGGUCUAGAGUUUUUUUUUCCCCUCUGGUUGCACAUUUAACAUGCUAGUAGAAAUUAGGUAGAACGGAUUUAAGUUUCCCUGCAUUAAAGUCCCCGGCCACUAGGAUUGCUGCCUCUGGAUGAGCGUUUUCCUGUUUGCUUAUGGCCUUAUACAGCUCAUUGAGUGCAAUCUUCGUGCCAGCAUCGGUUUGUGGCGGUAAAUAGACAGCUACGAAAAAUAUAGAAGAAAGCUUUCUUGGUAAAUAGUGUGGUCUACAGCUUAUCAUGAGAUACUCUACCUCAGGCGAGCAAAACCUUGAGACUUCCUUAGUAUUAGAUUUUAUGCACCAGCUGUUGUUUACAAAUAUACACAGACCGCCACCCCUUGUCUUACCGGAGUCAGCCGUUCUAUCCUGCCGAUGUAGUGUAUAUCCCGCCAGCUGUAUGUUAUCGAUGUCGUCGUUCAGCCACGACUCGGUGAAACAUAAGAUAUUACAGUUUUUAAUGUCCCGUUGGUAGGAUAUCCUUGAUCUUAGGUCGUCCAUUUUGUUUUCAAAUGAUUGUACGUUGGCUAAUAGGAUUGAUGGAAGAGGCAGAUUACUCUAUCUCCGUCUGAUCCUUACAAGGUACCCCGACCUAUGUCCACGAUAUCUCUGUCUCUUUCUCAUGCGAAUGACGGGGAUUUGGGCCUUGUCGGGUGUCUGUAGAAUAUCCUUCGCAUCCAACUCGUUGAAGAAAAAAUCUUCAUCCAAUACGUGGUGAGUAAUCGCUGUCCUGAUUUCCAGAAGCUAUUUUUGGUCACAAGAGACGGUGGCAGAAACAUUAUGUACAGAAUAAAUUAUAAAUAACUACGAAAAAACACAAAUAAAAGCACAAUUGGUUAGAGGGCCGUAAAACGGCAGCCAUCUCCUCCGGCGCCAUCUACUGUAUCUUUCUGGCCUGUUUGAUAAUGCUGAAAUAUAGCCACAGCGUCAACAAUUCCAACUUUUCACACAGUUCACCACACCUGCAAGACUUGGUGACAAUAGUUGUUCUUGGCUUGGGUCUCCAUUGUAUUUAAUUGACGUCAGAGCAGAGAGGGAAGAAAGCCAGUGCAACACUGUAUCAAAUCCAUUACAAAGAGAACAAUUAGACAGUCUGCUGGGUUAUUUGACAUAGAAAAGCUGGGAAAUCACCUAAUAACCUUAGUACAUCAUUACAGAGGCGCUAGACCCACUGAAAUAUGUGGCAUUGAAUCAGGCAGAUUGAAUCAGAAGGCAUACUUCUUUAACGUGCCACUAUAAAGACCUCCCUCUGAUAUCUAUUCACAUCCCUAUAUAAUAUAGAUGUGAUAUUCCCGGUUGUGUUGUAGGCGAGGCGUAAAUUCCAUCCUAGCUUUUGUAAGGUUGAAUUUUACACAAGGUGGUAAAUCAGAGAGGAAAGUUAAUACGAACAGGAAGUGUAAAUGAGAACGGGGCUUGUUAGUAUGCAAAACACACUCUAUAGCAUGGCAUGCUCGGGGGGGAAUACAAGAGUGAGUGUGAAAGAAGAGAGAGUGAGGAUUCCAACAAGAGCAAGAGCAGGCGAGAGGAGGAGGGUGCUGCAGCAUUGUGGUGGUGGUGGUGUCAGUGGAGCUCAUACACUGUAAUGGCGUCCGUAAGCUUCCCAGCUGAAACAGUUCGGAAGAAUUUGUGCAUAUAUUAUGACGACAUUUAGUGACAUUUCUUUGUUAGUUUUGGACUUCAGUGAGGGUUUCUUCGGCUGUUCGGGCACAAGUUUUUUUCUAGAGGCAAGCCGAAGUCGGUAGCCAAAGUCAGUAGCCGAAGUCUACGCCCCUUCGUCGGUGAUUGGUGAACAGUAGGGAUUCUUCAAUAAAGUCUUUGUUGUCAUUCAAUGAGAGACAACUCAUUUUCAUGCAAAUUUUUUCAUUGAGAAAUACUGCACCAAACAUCUUAGUUAGAUGUAAAACUGCGCGACUAAGAUCUCCUCUGCAGAAACGUCCAAAUUAAUGACAGAUUUCUUGAGUUAUCUUAGAUUAAUUCUGACUAUUUUGAGGAACUGGCUACGGCAUCUCAAAAUGGACAAACUACUAUUGCUCUAUUUUUCUCGUUUUCCAAGCAAAGAUCUUUAAAGGGAGUAUGCAAGCACACUUGUUCGGUUCUGCUAGCCGACUUCAGCUAGGCGCCAGCCGAACUGAAGCAUACUGACGCCUUUAGCCAUAGCAGCGAGUGGCGUGAGUUGACUUUUCUGAUGGUAAUUUCCUGUCAAGGGUCCUCCAGCCUCCCCUGUCUUUGUAGUGGGAGGAGAUCAGCUGGUCCUCAGCAGUCUGAAUCCCCCUCUCCUCUCUUAUCCAGGCGACUUAAGGAGUCCGCAUGCUUCCCAGCCGAAACAGUUCGGAAGAGUUCAUGCAUAUAUUAUGACAACAUUUUGUGACGUUUUUGUUCGUUUUGGACUUAGGUAAGGUUUAUUUCGGCUGUUCGGACACACAACAUUUUUUCCUAGAGGCAAGCCGAAGUCGGUAACCGCAGUCUACGCCCCUUCGUCGGUGAUUGGUCAACAAUAGGGAUUCUUCAAUAAAGUAUUUGUUGUCAUUCAACAAGAGACAACAUUUAAUUAUGUGUUUCGUUUCCUUAGGGAGACAAGAUUAUUGGGUAGGAUUUAGACCUUCACUGUCUCUGGUCCACACUCCAGUCCAGUUGGUGGUGGUAAUGCACCUUAAAGUUGGUUGCCAACUGCCAUAUACAAUCCACAGAAGAAGAAGAACAACAACAACAACAACAACAACAAGAGACGACUCGUUUUCAUGCACAUUUUUUCAUUGAGAAAUACUGCACCAAACUUCUUAGUUAGAUGUAAAAUUAACGUCAAAAUUAAUGACAGAUUUCUUGAGUUACCUUAUAUUAAUUCGAACUAUUUUGAGGAAGUGUAUACUGGCUACGGCGUCUCAAAAUGGACAAACAGUACUAUUGUUGCUUUUUUUCUCGUUUUCCAAGCAAAGAUCUUGUUCGGUUCACCUAGCUGAACUGAAGCAUGCUGACACCUUUACAGGAGCAAUUAGGGUUAAGUGCCUUGCUCAAAGGCACAUUGACAGAUUUUUCACCUAGUCGGCUUGGGGAUUCGAACCGCUAGGCUACUUGCCGCCCCACCCCUCUCCUCCCCUCUCCUCUACUCCACACCAGCGGAAGCAGCAGACAGUGAAAGGUGGUCUAGCCUACUCUCUGCUCUGCUGUGCCUCCCCUUCCCACCACUCAAUAGUCUAUUCACCUCUCUGAGCCAGUGGCCAUAGACCCCAUAGACCAGGGCAGGGGGUAUUUAUUAAAAUAUUAUUAUUCAAUGGUCUCUUUUCUGCACGAACAAGAGGUCGCUGAGAAACCCUGACCCGUGAUGACAGCCUUUUUCCGUGCCACCAUUCCUCAUAAUAGAACCGACUGUUGCAUGUGUGUUUAUAUUUAGUGGGAUAAAGAGCAAAGACUUUUACUUCCACUUUUUUCCGCCCUGGUCUCAACUUAAAUCGGGCACAAUGUGUGCGCUUUGUCUGAGAGGGUCUGAGAGGAUCUCAAGAGGAAAGGAAGGAGAAGACACCAAUGGGACACUUUGUUGGAUUUCCUGACCAGUCCCAAAUAUUUUGUAAGAGGAGCUGAUUCUGUCCGCGCUGUUAGUCGUCAGUCACCCUGGGCAACGAAAAUACUACCGGCUGACCACUUAUCCUAGUCCAACGGUCAGCUCAGUUCCAGGAAGUGUCUUAUUUAUGUCCACCAUGUACAACAUUUUGGUGUGCAUAGGGGUUCUAAAGUUGAUGUUCAUUAUGAAUUAUAAACCUCAUAGUGUUACAGAGAAAUCAAGGAUUUGUGUUAUGUUACACAUAAUUUAUUAUAUCAGGGCCAGUAGUUUUGCCCAGUAAUGUUAUGUGACCAGGAAAAACUCUGGAGUUCAGCUAUAGCCUAAUUAGGGGCUGGGGGUUUGUCCUAGUGUUCAGGGGAAAACCCAGCCCUAGAUAUGAUAAAUACAGUACAUGUUACAUACAGUAUAAUACCAUCACCUUAACACCCAAGAUUCUCUUCUGUUUGCCAGUACCCACUCAACAGCCAGAUGUCACGGAUGGAGCCCUGCUUGAUGGGAGGUACUCCUCGGCUGCACCCUACGCCCGUGGCCCCCCGGUGGGCUGAUGUCUCCCCGGCCAACAGCUGUUACACCAGUCCCCCUAUACACUCCUCCCGCUACGCUGCCUCUGGAGACAUGUACUCCCCCCUGGCCCCUCGCAGGAACUCUGAGUACGAACACUCACAACACUUUCCCGGCUUCGCCUACAUCAAUGGAGAGGCCACCACAGGCUGGGCCAAGUAGGCUUCCUAUUCAGCCCUCAGAGAGAGGAUCUCCCCUGGGCACAGUCAUGCCCAUGCAGCCUGCCUGCCAAGCCUAUGGAUGCAAAUGUCCCACUGCCUUUCCCCAACACGACCCAUAGGCACCUAAUCAGGAGUAUCAGUGUAAUGGUAGGGGAGAGACGCUGGAGAGUAGCAACACUGGGUUACCUGAGCCACAGGCCACAGCACAGACAACCAAGCUAAGAUUCAGGACUUCUUCUCACAUUACACAAUCAGAAUAUUGUGGCGUAGGCCUAGUCUGUUCAGGGCAGCAAACGUCUCAACGGUGGGGCUGUUUGUUGUUUGCAGAAAAUGGCCAUGCAAACGGAGGCAGUCGGAAUAAUCUCACAUAUGGAAGUAUGCAGUGUGGACUGCCCAGCUGUGCCUUUGCAAUCGAUGAACACCCAUCCCUGCAGUCGACCUACAGAUGUAGGAUCUUAAU
Molecule: messenger RNA, 24866 nt
Organism: Coregonus sp. 'balchen'
Lineage: Eukaryota; Metazoa; Chordata; Actinopteri; Salmoniformes; Salmonidae
Source: the annotation of a GenBank genome assembly